Messenger RNA from Poecilia reticulata (guppy), 1800 nucleotides. Lineage: Eukaryota; Metazoa; Chordata; Actinopteri; Cyprinodontiformes; Poeciliidae. The record is from RefSeq and is a predicted model, not a curated record.
UUCCUGAUCUUAUUACUGUUUGCUGCUGAGAAAACACUUUCAAUACUGUCCUGUCGAACCUCCGGUUUAUUCUCUCAGCUUAUGUUUCUCUAGAGUUUUUUAGUUGUUGUUGAAUUGUGUGAGGCAUUGCUUGGCAGUCUGGUAUCCUCUGGUAUGGACAGGACAAAGACAUUUGGAAUUUCAUCAAAGUUUCAGGACAAAGACCAGGCCAAGGAGGUUGAAACCAAUAACAUGGUCCUCCCUGUCAAACAGAGUAAUCCAUUCACCUCGACAACAGAAACCUUUCAUUCUAGAAAAACUGAAGGAGCAGCUCAAGAAAGUUGUCUUCUGCCUCUGAAUCACUUCUGGUACAUGAGCCACGUGUACAAGGAAGGAAUUAAACAGAUAGAGAGGAAGAAUAAAAUUAAAAUGGUGGCACAGGCCCAUGUGACAUUUGAAGCUGAGCAGGAAGAUGGAAACCCUCAUGAAGCUCUCAAUGAGUUCAUUGAUCUCUCACAGAGCUGCUCUGCUGAUCCAGGUGAGGCAGUGAUUCCUCUCAAGUUUGUAGAUCCAGAUCAGUGGAGCGAUGCGUUAAAAGUCAUCAAGAGAAACAAGGACAAUAUUUUGCUCACCAUGUCAUCAGAAGAAGUUAUUGUUAGUGGUCCAAAGCAAAGCCAAGAUGAAUUCAGUGCAGUCCUGAAUGCAAUGCAGAAAAUAAACACACCGGCUGAACAGCACAAACCUACAUCAGAUGGUACAUUACAGAGGAUGAACAUGACAACCAACCAACAGACAAAAACAACAACAGUGGAAAACAAUAAGGAACUGGAAAACAGCAAUGGAAAACAGCAGGGAACAACCAACCAACAGACAAAAACAACAACAGUGGAAAACAACAGUGAACCGGUUAUUACUUUUGUUGAAGAUGCUAACAUCAAAGCUAAAUCUGAUUUGAAUGUUGAAUCCAGCAGGAGCAAAAACAAACAAUCCCUCAAACCUUCCUUCAAAAACCUCUGGCUCAAAAAGAAGCCUAUCACACGUCCCCCACGCCCACCCCGACAUAAAGAUGCCACUUUGUUGGGUGAUUUGCCAAAGAAAUCCAGCUGUGAGACUGAGAGGAAAGAGGACUCCAAACAACCUUCACUGAUUCCACCAACAGCACAGCAAAAUGCUGAAGCAUCAACUAAGAAAGGAGCAUCAGGGGACGGUAAAGAUGAUUUCUGCCCAAUAUGCUUGGAUCGGUUAAUCAAACAGAAGCAGCUGAGGUGUAAACACACAUUUUGUGAUGAGUGCCUCCAAGCAUCAGUAAAACACACUGGACCCAUGUGUCCUGUAUGCAAAGAUGUUUUUGGUGUGAUGGAGGGAGACCAGCCUGAUGGAGUGAUGACGUGGAGCUCUAACUCUUCAUCCCUCCCUGGAUUCUCAGGCUGUGGCUGCAUAGUGAUCACAUACACUUUUCCUAAUGGAAAACAGGCGGAAAAGCAUCCUAAUCCUGGACAACCGUAUCAGGGAACUACCAGAACUGCAUAUCUUCCAGACAACGAAGAGGGCCAAGAAGUUCUGAAACUGCUGAAAAAAGCUUUCGACCAGAAAAUGAUUUUCACCGUUGGGACGUCCAGAACAAGCGGGUUGGACAACCAGGUGAUCUGGAACGAUAUUUCUCACAAGACGUCAAAGGCAGGAGGACCACAGAGUUUUGGAUAUCCUGACCCGAAUUACCUGAGAAAAGUAAAGGAGGACCUGAAAGCUAAAGGCAUAGAGUGACUCUGAGAGCGAGUCAUGGUUUAUUUUACUAUGGAAAUUAACAAUUUUAAAAAAUAC